Molecule: messenger RNA, 1332 nt
Organism: Colletotrichum truncatum
Lineage: Eukaryota; Fungi; Ascomycota; Sordariomycetes; Glomerellales; Glomerellaceae
Product: MFS monocarboxylate
Biological process (GO): transmembrane transport
Cellular component (GO): membrane
Molecular function (GO): transmembrane transporter activity
Source: RefSeq, a predicted model, not a curated record
AUGGGUAAUUCUGAGGAACAGCCAAGAACGGCGCCGGCUCCUACACCCGAAGCCAUUGAGCUGAACGCUUCGCCAAGUGUCCGUUCUAAUUCCAGCCAAAGAGAUCCUGAGUCGAGCCUGCAAGCAUGGCUCUGUGUUGUGGGAUCCUUUCUAUUUCUCUACCCAUCCUACGGAUUCAUGCAAUCUGUUGGGACUGUCCAGUCUUACCUCCAACUGAACCAACUCAGCUCCUUUUCAGCUCGUGAUCUUGGGUGGAUUAGUGGUAUCUUCACCUCACUUGGGCUUCUACUUGGCAUUCAAGCCGGGCCUCUGAUGGAUGCGUACGGCACGAAACUUUUGGCGCCAAUCUCCGCGGCAACAAUGGUCCCGGUGUUCUUCCUCCUGGGAGAAUGCAAAGAGUACUGGCACUUCAUUCUCUGCUUAGGUGUCCUAGGCGGAAUUGGUGGUGCUCUUUCAUCAACUGUCGCACUUGCCGUCAUUGGGAAGCUUUUCAACCGUCGACGAGGACUAGCAAUGGGCAUUGCAUUGUCGGGCUCUUCUUUCGGAGGAGUUACAUUAUCAAUGAUGUUUAGAUCGCUCCUUCCAAAGUUAGGCUGGCAGUGGGCCAUGAGAGCGGCUGGGUUUCUAGUGCUCGGCGUAAUGUUUCUCGGUGUUUUGUGUUUUCUUCCGUAUCCUAGUCUGGUUACAUCCUCGUCGUCGGCACCCGUUGGAAGGAAAGCGGCCACGCUCAACUUUUCAGCCUUCAAGUCACCCCCCUUUGACUUCAUGACCAUGGGGUUGUUCUUGCUCGAAUUUGUCUUAUUUGGCAUAACCGGCUUACUUCCCACCUUCGCAAUUGCUGCCGGUUUUCCCUCCAACGUUGGAUUCUCACUCAUUGCAAUUCUCAACGGAUGUUCAUGCCUUGGGCGCAUCGCAUCGGGUAUAGCUGGAGAUCGAUUCGGUCAUCUUAACGUUCUUCUUUUCAUGAUCAUCUUCACCGUUAUUUUCACUACGGUGGUUUUAGUACCUUUCGGAACUAAGUAUAUCGGAGCUCUGUAUACGUUCUCGGCCUUGUGGGGUUUUGGUUCGGGAUCGUUUCUUUCUAUAACACCGGUCUGCCUUGGAAAAAUUUGCGAGCCAAAGGACUACGGAAGAUAUCUAGGCACCAUGAAUUUUGUUGUCAGCUUUUCUCUCUUAAUAACAGUGCCAAUUGGAGGACAGAUGCUUGAAUCCAUGGGCGGAACUGCGCUCUCUGGAUUUUAUGUGGCUAUCGUCUUCCUGGGAGGCGUUUCGUACUUUGCUGCAAGGUCCCUUCUUGUUGGUGGAUGGUUUACACUUAACACCAGAAUUUAA